AUGCGCUUGGAAGCCUUCAAGCAAACAAGGCUUUGCAAGUUUCAUAUCGCCGGAAAUUGUGUUCGUGGAACAUCUUGCAACUUCGCCCACACCAUUGACCAGAUUCGCGAUCAGCCGGAUUUUUCGAAGACACGUUUGUGCGCAGAUUACCUGCAGGCGCAGUGGUGCAGGGAUGGGCAAUAUUGCAAGUUCGCGCAUGGAGAGAAUGAGCUGCGCCCGCACCCGUCGGUCAAGAACAAGGAGCAGACAAAAACCAAGUCGGAGGAGAAGCCUGUGACAUGGUACGCGGAUGUUAUGGAAGAGGGAUGUGAGGGAUGGUACUUCCUGCCCGACGGCAUGGACGCGGUGAUGUAUCCUUGGUAUCCUGGCUACACCUUCACCGAGUACCCUCUCGUGCAAGAUGAGUACGGGUGGGAUACGACAAGUCAACAAAGCACCGACUGGACUGAAUGGAACACGACAUCAAGCAACCACAGCACCGUUUGCAUGGAGAGUCCAAUUCAAAGUCACGUGAUGGCUGCGCCUGCCCUUCCUGAUGAACCUCUCCUGCUCGAUUCGAUCGGUGCGACGAACCAAUUUUCAGAUGAGUUGAAAGUCAAAAACACCUUCCUGCACAUUGACAUCGACGAAGACUUUGACCCGGAGGAAACGCCACCUGCUUCCCUUGCUUCGCUUCGUCGCUCCCCAAGCGCGCCUGGUCGCCUCAUGGCGCUAUUCCUGGGAGACGAAGAUGAAGACUAA
Molecule: messenger RNA, 741 nt
Organism: Symbiodinium natans
Lineage: Eukaryota; Dinophyceae; Suessiales; Symbiodiniaceae
Source: the annotation of a GenBank genome assembly